CUCUUCAUAUCCGAUCCCAGCAAAUCACAUUGGUCCAUUCGAUCUCCUUGAAGCUUCGGCAACAACGCAUGAAUUCUGAAGCACUCCACCGAAAUUGCACCCAGCACUCCUCUGCUUUUAACAAACACAAGCCUCUCUGGCAUUGGGAGUUACCGAUGGCAGCGUCGGCAACACUCUGUUUCAUCUUCUGCUUCAUUGCAACCAGUGAUGCUAUUAGUAGGGCUGACUUCCCCAGUGGUUUCGUCUUCGGAACAGCUUCUUCAUCUUUCCAGUUCGAAGGAGCUGUAAAAGAAGGAAAUAGGGGGCAAAGCAUAUGGGAUACUUUCACAAAACGAUCAGGGAAGAUUUUAGACUUCAGCAAUGCAGAUGUAGCGGUGGAUCAAUACCAUCGGUACAAGACAGAUGUGGAUUUGAUGAAGGACAUAGGAAUGGAUGCCUACAGGUUCUCUAUCUCAUGGCCACGGAUAUUCCCAAAUGGAACCGGGGAACCUAAUCAAGAAGGAAUAAGCUACUAUAACAGACUCAUAGACGCUCUGCAAGAGAACGGAAUACAACCUUAUGUUACACUCUUUCACUGGGAUCUUCCACAGGCUCUAGAGGACCGAUACAAUGGAUGGUUGAGCCAAGAGAUCAUACAAGAUUUCGAGCAUUAUGCUUAUACUUGUUUCAAAGCAUUCGGGGAUCGAGUGAAGCAUUGGAUCACCUUCAACGAGCCUCAUGGAUUCUCAAUUCAAGGAUAUGACACAGGUCUGCAAGCUCCAGGAAGGUGUUCUAUUCUAUCUCACAUUCUUUGUCGGAGAGGCAAAUCAUCAACUGAACCAUAUAUCGUGGCUCACAACAUCCUCUUAUCUCAUGCUGCUGCAUUUCAUACUUACAAGCUCCACUUUAAGGAAAAGCAAAAGGGCGCUAUUGGAAUAGCUCUUGAUUCCAAAUGGUAUGAACCUAUAUCUGGCACUGAAGAAGAUACAGAUGCUGCCUAUAGAGCAAUGAAAUUCGAACUGGGAUGGUUCUUGGAUCCCCUUAUGUAUGGAGAUUAUCCUCAAACCAUGAAGAAACUAGUAGGUGACAGACUACCCAGAUUUACCAGUGACGACUCUGAGUCGUUGGCUGGUUCACUAGAUUUUGUAGGAAUUAACCACUACACCUCAUUAUAUGCUCGGAAUGAUCGGACAAGAAUCAGGAAGCUGAUACUGAAUGAUGCUUCAUCUGAUGCAGCCGUUAUCGCAACAUCUACUCGGCAUGGAGAGAGGAUUGGCGAAAGAGCUGCUUCGGGAUGGCUUCACAUUGUGCCAUGGGGUAUUCGCAAGUUAAUGAACUAUAUCAAGGAGAACUACGAGAACCCGCUAGUUAUCAUUACAGAAAAUGGUAUGGAUGAUCCAAAUUUCACUAACCUAGACAUAGCACUGAAGGAUGAAAAGAGGAUACGCUAUCAUGCUGACUACCUGUCAAACCUGCAAGCUGCGAUACGGGAAGACGGUUGCAAUGUGCAUGGCUACUUCGUGUGGUCAUUACUAGAUAAUUGGGAAUGGAACUCAGGCUACACAGUUCGAUUCGGCCUCUAUUAUGUUGAUUACAAGAAGAACCUAACGAGGAUGCCAAAAGAUUCAGUCCAGUGGUUCAAGCAUUUCCUAGAACAAGAGUACGACACUUGACCAAAACAAAAACACGGUCAAAAAGAAAAACUUAUUGCAGGAUGAUUUGUAGAGUCGAUUCACUGUCCCUCGUAGUUAUUUAUCUUAGUUCGGUUCGAUAGUCAUUCAAGAGGUUAGUAGUUCCAAAUGUCAAUCAUAAUCCAUUUGUGAAGUAACAAUUCCUUCCCUUCGUAAACUGUAUCUUCUGUACCAAUUAAGGAAUAUACAAUCGACGAUGUGUCUAA
Molecule: messenger RNA, 1876 nt
Organism: Musa acuminata subsp. malaccensis (wild Malaysian banana)
Lineage: Eukaryota; Viridiplantae; Streptophyta; Magnoliopsida; Zingiberales; Musaceae
Product: beta-glucosidase 25-like
Biological process (GO): carbohydrate metabolic process
Molecular function (GO): beta-glucosidase activity
Source: RefSeq, a predicted model, not a curated record